Molecule: messenger RNA, 1116 nt
Organism: Pisolithus orientalis
Lineage: Eukaryota; Fungi; Basidiomycota; Agaricomycetes; Boletales; Pisolithaceae
Exons: 8
Coding region: 1-1116 (371 amino acids)
Source: RefSeq, a predicted model, not a curated record
AUGUCUUUCAAUUUUUCUAAUAUCAGGAACUCUCCAUCUACUCAGUCUAGUAGUCAUUCAUUUCCUACUCCAUCCACCACCCCAUUCACCCAUACCCCAUCCACCACCCCACACUUCCCCCCUGCUCAAAACAAUCCCAAUAUCAAUCCCACCCUUCUGGAUGAAGAUGUCAUCCCAGCUCGCUUUAUUGAUGCCCUCACCAAUCAGUUUAGUUUUGGUGAUUCCGAGCAGGACCUACAGCAUAACCUCCAUGGCUUUGCAAAGGCAGAUGGGGCAUGGCCUCCAGAAAGCAGAUAUUGCUACACAUUCAUACUUACUUGCAGCCAUUUUCAGCUUAAUCAAGGAAAACCAGACCUGCAAAUUCAACUCAAAAACACAUUUACACUAUCACACGAACAGAAGGCUAAUGUCCAUAUUGUUGCUGGAGACAUAAUUUUUGAGGCUAGCCAGAUCACAUUUAUGACAAUCCACUUUGACGUUGAGGUCCAGCAAUCCCAAAAAGAAUUACAGUUCACAAAUAUCUAUGGUAACCCAGCACAAGAGAAAAUCCUAAUGGCAUAUAUCAAGCAGCAAUGCUCAAGCAUUUAUAGUGUCAUUGGAGAUGGAACAUGCACACUCUCUGAUUUUGUGUUUGAAAGUGCACAGUGGUACAAAAUUGGUGGACCCACUUUGGGCCUCACACCAGCAUGCACCACUCGACUUGCUAUACUUCACCAUUUUGCUUAUGAAAAUCCUGAGCUCCUUGACUGUGAGGAAGAUGUUGAGGAUGAUUCACCACCAAUGGAAGAUGACUCAGGCUCACAGCACCACUCUGCCCAAGAGCCUCAAAAGAAAAAGCAAAAGCAUGGUGGCCGUGUCCCCAGGGGAGAGGAUUUCUGGUUGCAAGUGGAAAAAUGGUUUGAUGCAUGCAGAAAGCAAUGGGGCAAUUCAUGGACCACACCCAACUGGAACAGCUACAUCUCAGAAACAAUUGCCAAGGACGAAGAUUGCUACAAGGUCCAUGUCAUUCACAACCCAUUCAUGGAAGAUGUGCACACAGAUGACAGGUUUUUCACUGGGCCCAUCACUUCAGCUGGUCUUGGGGCUGCUGAGGAUCUCCUUCAAGAAAUGGUUUGA